UUCAUUUUCAACAGGAUGUGAUAUUAAAAACCACUUGGUAGAACCGAAUCAGCAUGCUUAUUUAUCUCACAUUAACAGCGUCUCUGUUGGUUGCAGAAGCACUUGCACUAGGAAAAUCAACAGAAUUUGUGUCAUCAUGUUUUACUGGAAACGAUUUAACUAACUUAAAGAAUGAGUCUUGUGGUGAAAAUGUAACUGAUUGUUACUAUACAGUGACCAUACCCGAAAAGAGUUUAACAUACAACAUGAAACACAGUAAACCUGAUUUAGUCUACAAUAUGUCGUGUGACUUUUCAAGUAUUUGUAACAAUACAUUUGUAAAUCAGUAUGUUGAGAUUAAAGACAACACGACAAAUAGUACCACACAUCAAUUUUGCUGUAAUAGAAACAACUGCAACAAACCAGUCAGAGAUGAUGUAAAAAGGAAAUGUUAUAAUGCUUAUAAAAGGGAUAAUAUAUCAGAAGGUUCAAUUGAAGAGUGUUUGUAUUCUGAUGCUCAUUGCUCAAGCUUUAUGACACAUAUAGAAAGUGGUGAGAAACUCCAGUACUAUUCUUGUGAACACAACCUUGGAUUCUUUAAUGUAUCAUGUGGAAGUAGUCAAAAUAGUCAUUGUAAUAAUGUCAAUGUAUCAGUAGGAGGUGUUGAAUUGAAGGCAGAAUUGUGUUGUUGUUACGGUGAUUUGUGUAUGACUCCUCCAUUCAAUUAUACCAAUAGUAAUACAGCCCUGAAUUUGACCUAUAAUGGUACAAUAUGGAUUGCAGACAACAAAAUUGAGCAUCCAACACCAAAGAACAAGAAGUAUACUGAUUGGUUGUUUUAUGGCGGACUGAUUGCAGCAGCAUUGUUAAUUGUACUAAUAAUAGUUGCUGCCAUUAUUAUUGGAGUAAAGUGUCGGAAGAAAAAAGAAACUAAUAGACUAAUGCUUGCUUACACUCGCAUUGCUGCAGAUGAAACACCUGACGAUGAUGCAGAUGUUAGAAUGCUCCUUGGAUAAAGUUAUGAAUAAUAAAACAGAAUGUGAGAAGGGGCUUGGAUAAUGUUGCAGAUGGUUUAAUACUCUUUAAGAUUGAAUUUAUGAAAUCGAAGCUUCAGAAGCAAAUUAUAUCUUAAUUAAUUAGUGAAUAAUAAAGAUGUGAAUCUCAUAUAUACUCAAAAUGGAGUAACAAUAUGAAUAUAAAACUUUUAAUUUUGUGAUGUUUUAAACUGUUCUGUUGUACAAUUUAAUUGUUUAUAUCAUUGAUUUGUAUUGAAUAACAUCAAAUAAUAAUCUAUUGGCAGAUUUACCAAGUUCCCAAAACUUGACAACAUUUUUAAUCCCCUACCGACGAAGUCGAAGGGGACUUUAGGUUUGCAUUCUGUCCGUCUGUCUGUCUGUCUGUCUGUCCGUCCAUCUGUCAGUCCGGCAAAUCAGUUUUCCAGACUUUUUUUGUUCGUACUUGAAGAUAAAGAUUUGAUAUUUGGUUUAUUGAUUUAUCAUGACAAGUUACAGGUCAAGUUCAAUUUUCACGAUUUUAGCUUUUCUCUUUGUUCAGUUAAAGCCCUUUCCCUAGAAUUAAAUUUUUGAUGAAAUACUUAUUAAUUAGUAGAUUUCUGUUCAAAGGGAAAUAACUCAUUUUUUAAAAGACUUUUAAAAGACAAAAUGACAUUUGGGAUUUUUUUCCUUUUCUUUGGUAAAUUGUUUGAAGAAUUUAGUGGUAGGUUUGUUUGUCAUUCUUGAAGAUAUUGAUUUGAUAAUGAGUAUAUAGUGCUAUCAUAACAAGUUACAGAUCAAGUUGGAAUUUUGUUCCAGUCUGAUAAUUUUGUGCAGAGUUAUGGUCUUUGGACAUAGAAAAUUCACUUAAAUAAUCAGUUUUAAACAGUUUUUUUCAUCAUGCUUGAAGAUUUUGACUUGAUAUUUUUAUGUAGUUUACACCAUGACAAGUUAUAGAUCAAGUUAGAAUUUCAUUCCAUUACAAUGAAUUUGUAACCGGUAGGGGACUAUGUAUUGCCAUGCUAUACUCACAGAAUGCUUGUUUUUGUAUGAUAUUUAUAAAUUUAAGAGAAAAAUUCUGUCUUUGGUUCCAUUAGAAUAGAAUAGUUGUGCUGUAUUCAGAUACUUUUGAGUCGUGAAUUUACAGUCCCAAAUAUCUUAUUUAUAUCCAGAAAACUCAAUUUGUAACAUCAAAACAUAUGUUGACAUUAUUGGUUAUGUGAAUGCUGUGGUUUCAUUAUUAUUGGUUGAAUACCAUUUUUUUGUGGAAUUCAUGGCACAGGCACUCGUCUCUGAAAAAAAAUUUCCUAUAUACCUUAAUAUAACACAAGGUACCUAACUCGUAUUAUCGGGAAAUGACACCCUGUCGCAAACUUCUGUUAUAUUUCAAUUAUGCGGUUGCCUUUCCCAAUGCACUUAUUAUGUCGUAAAUCUACAUUAAAUUAUCUACAAAAUGGUGUAUAACACGCCUAUUUCCGUUGUCGAAAUCAUUCAUAGCAGUCCUUCCAAGUAGGUAAUUCUUAAAUUAUUUCGACUUCUCACAGCCAAAUGGCAAUAUUAAUCUCGCAGUGAGUGAUUAAUUCUAUAUAUCUCGGUUUCUGAUUGGUCAAUCUUCUUGAUAAAAUGAAUGUUUUUGGAGUUAUCUCAAUUGUAUUUGUAAAGUUCAGAGAGAGUCUGUCAAUGACAUUGAUGGGAUGGGAAAAUUUGGGUUUAAAAAUAGACACUCAUAUCUCAUUAGACAUACUUCAAAUAACACUUAUUAGAUUUUUUAUCACGGUAUCGUUUACAAAUUCACUAUCUGGAUGAUAAGUUAUAUUCAGAGAAAAACUAACAGGUUUUUGGGAAAGACUUUUUAUAAUAAAUCAUUCACUGUGAGAUUAACAUUACCAUUUGGCUGAGAGAAGUCGAAAUAAUUUAGGGAUUAUCUCCUGGGAAGGACUGCUAUGAUUGAUUCUGACAACAGAAAUAGGUGUGUUAUAUACCAAUUUAUAGAUUUAUGACAUAGCAAGUUUCAGUGGGAUAGACAACUGCGAAAUCGAAAUAUUAGGGAAGUUUGUGACCAGAUGUCAUUUCCCAAAAAUAAGAGUUAGGUACCUUGUGUUAUAUUAGGGUAUAUAUAUAGGAAAUUUAUUUUUCAGAGACAAGUGCCUGUGAUUCAUUGGUAAAGGUGAACAACCAAAUUUGAAUGUUCAAAGAAGUACAAAUUUUCUAUGGGCUUGUUUUCAACUUUUGGCAAAACACAAAAUAAAAUAUACACGAAAAUAGGUAAUCAAGAAAAUAAAUGAAUCCACAGAACAUUAAAAUUUUCCUUUAUUAUAGAUUGAGAAUUGCUAAAGCAAGUUUUAGAGAGCCCUACCAAAUAUUAGUAGAUAUCUUGCAAUCAGUAUAUAAGUCUGUCGAAAAAAAAAAUUACUCUUAUAAAAUUGUUUGCAAUGAAAUACUGUGAUUUCCCAGUUAAAUAAAAGUCAAUAAUUUCACAUGUGAAAUAAGUCUGAUAAUUUCACUUUCCUGAUGUCAUACAACAAUCUAGUUGUCAAGACAUUGUCGAUGACUUUACAUCAAAACCAAUUGGGAAUGGGUAGAUACAGAUAUAGUUCCUUGUGUAUUAUACUUUAUUUCAAUUAAAAAGCCCAUGUCAAUGUAAUAAAAAAAACAACUAAUGUAAAAAUUCAAAUAUCGAAAAAUAUACAACUUGUGACCGAAUAACACUGAUGACUUACUCAUGCUGCACAGUGCAUUUUUGAAUUAAUGUGUUCCUCAGUCACUUGUUAUAUUAUUAUACAGUUAUGACCUUGAGCUGAUUACAGUGAAACAAUGGCUGUAUAAGUGUUCAUUACCACAAGAAGGUGUGUAUUGCAUAAUCUUUGAAUAUACAUCCAAGGUCACUGCUAUAAAAUCAAUAUAACAGACCUUAGGUUUUAGGUUUUAUGCUUAGCUUAUCUCCCCCACAGCUCUCAUAUACUUUUCAUGCACAUGAUGCAUUCUCUGCAAUACUCCACUAAAUAUUUAGUUAAGAGUUACAAAGUACUGAACAGUACAAGAAGGUGCUAGAGAUAAAUGUUUAGCCCAGUGUCCAAAUUUAUAUUAAUCUAAUUUCUGACAGAUACUGAUGAUACUUGAUAGCUUCAUUCCUAUAUUACCAUGUUGUUCAAAUAAAGGGCACCUUUUACAGGUGGGAACCUAUGUGUUGUUAUAAACAAUGCCACUAUAUCUGUUUCUGUUGGAACAUAUAUUCUAUACCCUGUAUUAUGUAAGAAACAAAUACUGUAAUAUUUGUUUCAGUGGAUAUAAUAUUACGGAAUAUUUCUUCCACUUGGAACUUACAUUAUGAAGGAACUUCUAUUUCUUGUUCCACACUUACAUUUUCUAGAAUAAUUUUAUGAGCGAUGUUUUGAAUCAGUUGAUUAUUCUAUAAGGUUGACAAGUGAAAAGAUGUAUAAAUUUUUUUUAUUUGUGUAUUUUUGUCCAUUCCAUUUCAUUUUAUUUUUAUUGCUAUGUAGACAUUUUUCUUUGAGUUGAUAUUGUUUUGUUUUUUAUUAUAUGGUGCCAUGUGAUUUGUUAUUUAUUAUUUACACUCCUUGUGUCAUGUUUUAUUUGUAUAUAGUAGUUACUUCUCUUUGUGUUAAAUGUAUACAGUGAUUAUAUUUCAUAUUUAAAGAUAAAAUCUCCAAAGAUUAUGUAUGUUAAGGUUUAAAAGUUUGUCUUGUAGACUUUAAAAGCUGAAUUAUUUUUUGUUGUUGAUAUCUUUGGUUUAUUUAUAAGAUAUAUAUCACUGAUGAUCUUUUGUAGAUGAAAUGCAUAACAAUUUUGAAGCCUGGUAUAUAUGAUAAGUUUAUAUAUAAAUAGGUCAUCACUGUUUUAAUUGUUCAUUUGUAGAUGCAUUGUUGAUGUUUUUAUGAGAGUUUUUGUUCUAAUUGUCACAAACUGUGGAUUCACUAUUAUUUGUGGGUACAAUUUUUUAUUGAUUUUUGUGGUUAUAGGGAAAUCACUUUUUUAAAUGUUCAACAAAGUAUCUAUGGACUUGCAUACAAACUUUUGAAAAACCACACAAUCAAAUAUCAGUGAAAAUAUACAGAAUUUUUCCUCUAUCCACAAACAUUGGUCCCCAUGACAACUAACGAAUCCACAGUAUGAUAUUAAUUUUGAAAGUCAUGCAUGCACCCAUUAUUGAUAGUUUUAUUAUUAAGAAAUAUAUUUUUCUGUAUAGAUAAAAAUGCAGUAAUUCAUUCUCAUUUUUACUAUUCACUAUUUCAGAAUGUUAUGAUGUAAUCUCAUUAAAGAAAUGAAAAUAAGAACAUUUCAACACAAAAGUGAAAAUGCUUUUAAAGGUGUUGAAUUGAAACAAAAUUUCUUUCUCUUGAAAAUAAAUUCACACAGAAAAUAAAAAAAAAAUAGUAAGUACUUCCUAGUACAUGUAGUACUAUUUCCAGAUUGUCAUAUUGGUCUUACGUGGUUAUUAUUGUAAAAACUUGCAUAAUUUAAAAAUUUGGUUACAAUAGAACAAUAAACUUCUGAGAGUUGUGGCUCAUUAAAUUGUGUCAACAGAGUUUAAAAUGAACCUAGAGACCUUUUGACUGUUGUGUAAUUAAUUAAAAUUUAAACCUCUUAAUCAAUUGUUAUACCCCGUCUAUUCUUAUUUAAAUUAUACACAUUUGAAAGCAAUUAUGGCUUUAUAAAUUGAGUGUAAACAAAACAAACGUGAGUUUUUUAAAUGAGGCACAACUGAUGCGACUUGUGACCAGGUUCUCCUCACCCAUAUGGAGCACCUGAGAUCACCCCGGUUUUAGUGUGGUUGUGUUGCUAAGUCUUUUUUUUUUGUAGACUGUUUGUCUUGCCGUUGUUUUUCUUUUUUUGUCUUUGCUUUGUAGUUCUCUCUUUGUCUGAUUAGUUACGUCCCUUUGGUAUCUUCCUCCUCUUUCCUAGUGUAUUUAUUUUAUUAACCGGAUUUCCGAAGGAAAAAUCGGUUAUUAAUUUGGGGAUGUACGGUGGGCGUGCGGCUGCCAAACAGUUUCCGUGCACCAACUCAUGAACCAUUUAACCAAAGCUUUUCAAAUUUUAAUAUGUUGUUACUGAUGACAAAAUGGAGGUCUAGUUCAAUAUUGACAAUUUUCACUUUCACCAUUCAGGAGUUAUGGUUCUUGAAAGAUUGAAAAUGGUGUUUCCAGUCGUGUCAGUGCUUUAACUUAUGAACCAUUCAACCAAAGCUUUUCAAAUUUUAAUAUGUUAUUACUGAUGAGAAAAUGGAGGUCAAGUUCGAUAUUGACGAUUUUCACUUUCACCGUUCAGGAGUUUUAUCUUUGUUAAAUUGUACACCUUUAUGUAGGGAAAAGUGAUACUUAGAUUGAUUUUGGCCUUUCCAUUUCUGAACCCUACAAAAAUUCAAUUAUUUUUUUUUACUUGAUCCUGUUUGGGGGUCCAGAUUUGCAAAUAUCAUUUUCAUGCAGGAAAAUCCGGUUUGCUGUCACUCUGACAGCCUCUUGUUAUUUAUGUAGGUGUAUAUGAGAUACAUUUUUUUGUAUUUUUUUUUUUUUUAUGUUAUUUUUGUAAUGUGAGAUUACUUUUGCUACUUUACCAAUGUUUUGUUCAUUAUAAUUACGUUUUUAAUUUAUGUUUUUAAUUGAUAAUAAUUUGCUUGUUUGUGACUAUCUGUGUGAUCAGAAGCACUAGUACUAAAGUAAGUGAUUUUGUGUUGUGAAAGGUAAAUGUAACUGUUAAAGGUGAAACAAUGAACUUUAAUACUAAUUAAUAUGUUUACAUACAUUUCAUGGAAUGCUGCCUCCUGAACAUUCAGUUUAGAUUGAUUCUUUUUUGAUUCCACAAAUUCAUUCCAAAAAUCUUUGUUUAUUCAGCUUUUAAAAAAAUAAUUCUGGGAAAUUGUUUCUGAAGUGUAAAUGAUUUGAUCAAUUCAACUUGUCCUCAGUUGUGGAAAUAUACAUCUUAUUUUUUUUUUCCAUUUUUUUUAGUUGGAAAAAGAAAGAACCUAUAGACUUUGGGAAUCUGAAUGCUUAUUUGAAAAAAUAUAAAUUUUCACAGGAGACAAUAUCAUGUAUAAUAAACAUUACAUAAUUUUGAAUUGGGAACAAAUUGGAUCAGACAAAAUACUAAGGUGUUAUUAUUGUGAGCAGUUGGUGAACGAUAACACUAAUGACAGUAUAUCAAUGUCCAUCAGCAUGUAAAUUUUCUAGACAAUUGUCAAACUGUUGAUUUAUGUUUAUUAUAGUUUUAUUGUACUGUUCAUGAUUGAUCUAAAUAAAUUCCUGUCAGUUCUAGGGAAUGCAUUCAGAGUAAAAACUAAAUCAAGG
This is a messenger RNA of Mytilus californianus (California mussel), 7273 nucleotides long. RefSeq lists its product as uncharacterized. Lineage: Eukaryota; Metazoa; Mollusca; Bivalvia; Mytilida; Mytilidae. The record is from RefSeq and is a predicted model, not a curated record. The transcript is spliced from 5 exons. The coding region runs from base 54 to 995 and encodes 313 amino acids.